Molecule: messenger RNA, 2140 nt
Organism: Drosophila mojavensis
Lineage: Eukaryota; Metazoa; Arthropoda; Insecta; Diptera; Drosophilidae
Product: protein hunchback
Exons: 3
Coding region: 111-1853 (580 amino acids)
Biological process (GO): RNA catabolic process
Cellular component (GO): ribonuclease H2 complex
Molecular function (GO): transcription coactivator activity
Source: RefSeq, a predicted model, not a curated record
UCAAUGUGAAUGGCAAAAACAAUCUGCAAUUUAUUGUUGUUUAAAACGGUAAACACAAAACGUGACCUUGCACUUUAUUACGCAGUGCGCACGACUUGUGGCAACCAGAAAUGAAGGAUUCGCUGGUGCCAUCUAAUGGCGCCAUUGACGAGUCAAGGAUCAAUAGCACCGACUAUCAGAAAGAUGCGCUACUUGGUUAUGUGCUCAACCUGCAGGAUGAACAGCUGGACAGCGCUGUGAUGCAGCUGCCGGGUGUAGCAGAGGAACAGAAUCAUAUUAAUAAGAGUGAUGGCGACUAUCACCAAUUGUCGCUCAACUGCAUUGAUUUAUUGCCCGCUGAUGCGCCGUCAUCGGAAUUCUCUGAAUGCUAUCAAUUCGAUGCAGACGCCGCUGCCGCUGCCUCCGAGUUGGUUAACGUAGCUAACAAGGACUGCGACUCAUUGGCUAAAUUGGCCUACAAUCUAUAUCGGUUGGCAAAGGACGAUCACAUCGUUAUCGACCGUAAGCGAAACGAGGUCGUCCGGACGGAUGCCAUGACUAACCAAAAGACCAUCUAUCGUUGCAUGGAUCCCGUUGGCAUGGGCAUGCAGCCGGCUAGUAACAGUCGUUCCACGGCGAUAUCUACGUCAACAUCCACCAAAGCAAACGGCUCACGAAAACGCAGGGCUCCAACUGUUGCAGCAACCUCGAAAAGAACGACAGCGAUUGCUGCGCCGAGUGGAGCUACAAGUAGUACUGUGAGCGAACCAACUCCUGCUGCAGAUGCAGAUUCAAUUUUGCGCACGCGAUCUGGGCGCAUAAUUCGUGCAGCCUUGCCUCAGCCGGCCACAGCAGGCACAGGAGAAACGUUGGAUUUGCUUGUGGCCGAUUUGCGUGACAGAGAUUAUCGUGCACCAGUUACAGCGGUUGCUGCACCGUCUAUGGCAACAGUUGACUUUUCGGUGCCCAAGGAGCGUGCCGUGCCACAGAGCGCAAUUUGUCCGGGCUGCAAUAAGAUAUUUCUGGGUCGUCGCUUGCAGCGUCAUUACGUCAAGUAUCCCGACCAUAUGCCCAGUGUGAUCGCUCAUCAGGAACAGCAACAUCAGCAGCAGCAGCAGCAAGAGCAACAGCAACAGCAACAGCAGCAGCAACAGCAGCAGCAGCAGCAGCAGCAGCAACAGCAACAGCAGCAGUUGCAGCUACAACAGCAGCAACUACAACAGCAGCAACUACACCAACAGCAACAAUUGUCGCAAAGCAAUGUGCCCACACUGUUCGGUCUUUUGACCGGUCAGCUGCAGAGACACGCCCAUCUCAGCGAGGAGCAACGUGCCGAUCUCUUCCUGCAUGAGCUGAACGACUUUGUAGAGCAGCUGCAGUUGCGCAGCACUCGACUCAUCCGGAACACGUCGGGCUCGCACUUUGUGAACGCGCGCAUAGCACGUGUGCUGGGCAUACCCGAGGGUCAGUAUGCGCUGGAUAUGUCGGCAAUGGAAUCGGCGCAGGCGCCCACACCGGAGCCGGAGACGCAUGUGAGCGCUGUGGCCAGUGCACGCAAUCUGGUCGAAUAUCCAGGGCUCAGCAUGUCCUUAGAUGAUACGCUGACCGACGAGGCGGCUCAACGAUUGAAUUUGUCCGCUGGCGGCAAAUUGUUGCCCCCGUCCGAGGAGAGUCUGUUGCGUAACGUUGGCGAUGAUCUGAUGCCGCCCCCGGUGGCCGUGGCCCCACCCGCCGUCGGCCAUGUGGCUGGUGCAAUGCUGCCGCACUAUGAUCAUGCCAGCGACAAUGCCGUCGAGGCGCUCAGCAUGAAAGAGACGCCCAAUGCGGCUAUAUUGGAUCUCAAUGUGGACUUCUUUCAAUUCAACAACAAUUAGUCAAGCGCAAAUAUAUAUGCCUAUAUAUUCGCGAAUGACUUUAUUUUAACAUAUAGUAUUUAGAGACUUGUCUGAAUGUGAAUAGCAUAAACAAUUAGAUAUAAAGUGAAUCUUUGCAUGAAAUGUACCUCAAAUCUCUAAACUCUAGAGAGCAAAUAUUAGACUCAAGGAAAAGUUUGUGUAAUCUAGCAAAUGACUAAACAAUUGUGAGAAGCUUUAUGGAAACCCUUAUGAAAACUUCUAUGAAGAUUGUAUUGUAUAUAAAUAUAGAAAUAUUUUGAAGACAA